CAUCUUAAUUGACCCCAUAGUUCAACUUCAACGAUGUAGUUUCCGGUUUUCGAUUGUCUUGGUCCGUCAGUGAAAUACUUCCCGCAACCAACUACGAAAGACGAAGCAAUGAAAUGGCAACAACGUUUGAGAAAAACGGACCAUCGACUCAUGAACAAUGUGACAUGUCAAUAUUGUCCCAGACUAGACAAAAACUAGAAGGGCUCCUGAACAAGAACAUGAGAAUCCGUAUGACAGAUGGAAGGACUUUAGUGGGUCUUUUUCUCUGCACUGACAGAGACUGCAACAUCAUCCUUGGCUCAGCUCAGGAAUUCCUCAAAUCCACAGACACUUUCUCGCAAGGUGAACCCCGGGUUCUGGGCCUGGCCAUGAUCCCGGGUCACCAUGUAGUGUCCAUCGAGGUGGAGGCUGACAUUCUGGAGGACACACAAGGUUUUGGACGGAACCAUUGAGGGAAUGAGCGCAAAAAGUUGAAUGGAUGUUUUCCAGCUGGACUCAAUUCAGCAUCCAGUGUGUUGUUUGAUGCCAAUGAAACUUGUGUACAAUGCAUACAAGGCUGUCCAAAUGACACAUUAUAGAAAGAAAACUAUUUAUAAAAAAUAAAAAAAGCAGCAAAAAUAGAAAAAAAGAGCGAUGUUUUUGAUUGAUUUUAAUUUUGUUUUAUACUCUUAAAAGAGCUGCUGUGGUAUGCAUUCGUAUGUCAUGACUACAAGGACGACAGUUUCAUUCAUGCAAAAAAAAUUCAAAUUGGUGCAUUUUGUUUGUUGGAUGCAGGUAAUACUGCAAUGCUUUUACUUGGCGUUGAACAGGAAGUCAUUGUGUGCUCGUUUUAAUGUUGCGCCACUAGACUGGUCACAUCACUGCUGUUCUUGACAAUACUACAACACGUGGAC
Nerophis lumbriciformis (worm pipefish) is the source of this 893-nucleotide messenger RNA. It is a transcript of the gene naa38, whose product is annotated as N-alpha-acetyltransferase 38, NatC auxiliary subunit. Gene Ontology annotation, molecular function: RNA binding. Gene Ontology annotation, cellular component: NatC complex. The record is from RefSeq and is a predicted model, not a curated record. NCBI's taxonomy places the organism in Eukaryota, Metazoa, Chordata, Actinopteri, Syngnathiformes, Syngnathidae.